Messenger RNA from Daphnia carinata, 2075 nucleotides. RefSeq lists its product as uncharacterized. The coding region runs from base 239 to 1807 and encodes 522 amino acids. Gene Ontology annotation, molecular function: protein binding. The record is from RefSeq and is a predicted model, not a curated record. The transcript is spliced from 7 exons. Lineage: Eukaryota; Metazoa; Arthropoda; Branchiopoda; Diplostraca; Daphniidae.
CCGUUCGAUCGCAGUUGACACUUUCAAGCUGUGUAACUGAGCAGUAAAAGUUAUUAUGGUAGGACCUAAUUUAUUAAAUUUGUUUUCCCCUAUGGAUUAAGGUUAAAGCUUCUAUGGUCAGAAGCGAUAUUUAGUAUGGAAAGUAUGGAAGCAAAAAUUUGAAAGGGAAAAACGGUGUGUACAUUACCUUGUUCCUGAUAUCCAAAGUUCCGUUUUCCUGUGCAAUUUUAAUGAAAACAUGAAUCUAGAUCAGACUAAUAUUAAUAAAACCCCAGUUGAAGGGUUUUUGGCUCAAAUGAAAGUGGUAAUGACUGACUUAAAAGAAAGCUCAUGUCAGAAUGACCAAAACUCAUCUGGCAUUGUGACUAGAAAAUGUAGUUCACAAAAUGAAACAGAUCCUUGUUUAUUGAGGAAUAAUUCGAAUCCCAACACAGUUGAAAAUCUGAAGAUCAAGAAUUCAUUCCAAAAAACUAAAGCUAAUAGCAGUAAUAGCACACUGCAUCUUUCUGAACAUCAACGAAAGCUACAAUGCCACCACAUCCCAGAAGAAGCUCAGCACUAUGACAUUGGACCAUUGCUGUCUCGGAUGGACAAACAUGAAUCAAGGAAGAGGCCAGAUAUGAAUGGGUCAAGUAUAGCAGGACAUAAUCUUAAACCAAACACCAGUGCAAACCUGCUUUAUCCAUCAGAGUCGCCUUCCACUGUUUUAGGCAAUCCAAUCUUACACCAAACUGCUAGCAUUUCCAAAAGACCUAGAUCAGAUAAUUUAGAUUCUGCAUAUGAUCCACCAGCAGGUGAUAAAAACUGUAGUGAGGAUUCUUUUCAAUUAUCACGCUCACUCAAACGGCUAUCGAGAGAGGAACUGGAGCGGAUCAUCUUGGGGCAUAUGGCUGGCUUUUUUUCUACUUACAAACCGUAUGUUGACGUGGAACGGGAAUUGGAUAACUGUAAAAAAACGGUCGAACGUCUGCGACAAAAGAACAACUUACUUAGCAAAGAGGUGGCAGAUCUGACAAUCGUAUUAAAAUCAUUCGUGACUCAAAAUGCAACACGGUUUGAACCACCAACCAAAAGAUAUCGUUCUGUUGGUGUUCAAGUAAAAGCUUCAAGAAAUGUUGACAACAGUAAAUUAGAGGAAAACGGUUUCCAAGUAUUCUCUGUUGAAAAAAAGAUCGAUGGAAGUAGAAAUGUCGCGCCAAAUCAUGAGACGGCUGCAUCGCGUUAUCCACAAUUUGAACGAAAUGGAGAACUUUCUUUGAUAGUUUCCCAAAGCAUGACUAACACACCCCAGAAAGAAUUUACAGACACUGAAAGAAUAAAUGGAAGGCAACAUUCUACGAGAAAAACAACAGAGGAAGCUAGAGCUGAAGAUGAUGACCUUAUGGUAAUGUUUGUUAAGCCGUCUAAUUCUUCACAGUCUGGCGAUUCAGGAGCAGAGCACACGCCCAUUCCUUCUUCCUCUAAAGCACUAGAUCAUCCGAUGGAAUCGGUUGUACCUAAACCGGUUGUCACCGUAAUAAAAACGGUUGAAAAUAGUAUUCCUGCCAUUCGCAUCGCUUGGAAAAUAUCUGAGGAACCCUAUCAUGCCAAAAUAGCUUCGUAUUGUGUUUUUCUCUUGAAAGAAAUUAAGAACGGUUUUGGCGAAAGUUGGAAUUCAAUUAGUGGAGACAUUUCACGAAUGUCGUACAGUUUCCGUAUAGGCCGCGCUGGCAACGUACGAAAGAGCUACCAAUUCAAAGUAAGAGCAACCGACGUUCAUGGACGGUCCGGCCCAUUUAGUGACAUAGUGGUCGCCACUUUCCCGUAAUUAAUACGCCAGUCUACAUAUUUGAAGUCAUCGUCUUAAUUCUUUACUUCAAAUAAAUCUGAUGAUUCUAAAAAUGAAGCAACAGUUCAAUCGUGAAUCGGACUUAGAAUUCACUUGUAAACACUAAUGCUCACACCAGACUUGUAAUUAACUCAGAAUACCUUAUUGUAACUGUCCAUCCUAGAACUAAAUUUUGGUUUCAUUGCUAAAUUACAUGUGCGUUUUGUGUGAAUCCGUUAAUAAAAAUCACCACUGAAUUCUUAAAAAA